Molecule: messenger RNA, 726 nt
Organism: Apaloderma vittatum (bar-tailed trogon)
Lineage: Eukaryota; Metazoa; Chordata; Aves; Trogoniformes; Trogonidae
Product: GDNF family receptor alpha-4
Exons: 4
Biological process (GO): nervous system development
Cellular component (GO): signaling receptor complex; external side of plasma membrane
Molecular function (GO): glial cell-derived neurotrophic factor receptor activity
Source: RefSeq, a predicted model, not a curated record
AUGUGUGGAGCGUUACUGACGAUUGUUAUCCUUGAAGGUAUGGCAGAAGCUGUCAGCUCGAGCAGGGACUGCCUUCAAGCAGGCGAGUCCUGCACCAAUGACCCCAUCUGCAGUGCCAAAUUCAGGACCCUCCGGCAAUGCAUCGCGGGCAACGGAGCCAACAAGCUUGGUCCCGACGCCAAGAACCAGUGCCGGAGCACCGUGACGGCUCUGCUCUCCAGCCAGCUGUACGGCUGCAAGUGCAAGCGAGGCAUGAAAAAGGAGAAGCACUGCUUGAGCGUCUACUGGAGCAUCCACCACACGUUGAUGGAAGGCAUGAAUGUACUGGAGAGUUCCCCUUACGAGCCGUUCAUCAGAGGCUUUGAUUACGUCCGCCUGGCAUCCAUCACCGCAGGGUCUGAGAACGAGGUGACGCAGGUGAACCGGUGUCUGGACGCCGCCAAAGCCUGCAACGUGGACGAGAUGUGCCAGCGGCUGCGGACGGAGUAUGUGUCCUUCUGCAUCCGGCGCUUGGCCCGGGCUGACCCCUGCAACCGCUCCAAGUGCCACAAGGCUCUGCGCAAGUUCUUCGAUCGCGUGCCGCCCGAGUACACCCACGAGCUGCUCUUCUGCCCCUGCGACGACACGGCCUGUGCCGAACGCCGGCGGCAGACCAUCGUUCCUGCCUGCUCCUACGAGUCCAAGGAGAAGCCCAACUGCCUGGCGCCUCUGGACUCCUGCCGGGAA